Hydra vulgaris (swiftwater hydra) is the source of this 2005-nucleotide messenger RNA. NCBI's taxonomy places the organism in Eukaryota, Metazoa, Cnidaria, Hydrozoa, Anthoathecata, Hydridae. The record is from RefSeq and is a predicted model, not a curated record.
CUAAACAAAUUUUAUUUUAACUUGUUACAUACGAAAACUUUUAGUCAAAAUAUUCAACUCGUAUCAAUCUUAUUCAACUCAUAUACUAAAGAGAAAAAUUAAACACAAAAUGUUAAUUUUAUAUAUGGUUUUGUUGGGUUUACCGAUUGCUUAUUCCUUAGAAUCACAGUUUCAGAAUUCACAGAACUUGACAAAUACUUUGAAAAUCAGACAUGUGUUUCAAACAAUAAACAACCUUUUUAAAUUUGAAGCUCCAAAAAUUUAUACAAUUUUAAAAGGCCAUAAUACUAGUUUAAGUUCAGAAAAUUCGACUGUGGAUUGCUUAAAAGCAUUUACUAAAUUAAAUAGAAAUGAACUAUAUUCAUAUUUUGAUGCUGCUGGAAAACCUUUGCCAGGUUUAGCAUUAGGAGGAUUAAAUUGGAUGGGAAGUUCAACAGAAUGUUUGAGUCAAAAAAGCUCUACAUUUUGUACUAUGAACAAUAUCUUUGUGAAAGGUCUUUCAAGCCCAAUUGCUCCAGCCAUUAGUCUUGGAUUGUGUGUUCCUGAUAAGUGUAAUGCAGAAGAUGUUACUAAUAUAUUAAAAGCUAUUUCUCAAAUUACACCAUCUUUGUUUACAAUUCAUGAAAAUACUCAGUCUAUAACAACUUUUGGCGGUGAUGCGUUUUGUUCUAAACCUGGAACAAAUUAUUCAAAUGGAACAAUUGUUAUGAUCUUCAUUAGUACUCUUCUGUUAUUAUUAUGCAUGCUUGGUACACUGAUAGAAGUUAUUUCUGAUUUUCAAAAAAAACACACUGGCCCAAAAUAUAUAUUGCAUGUUAAUGAAAAUGAUCUCCAAGAUGGCAAUGAAAAAAAUUAUAUAGAGUUAAAAGCUAGCAAAAGAGAUGGAAAAAUUUUUAAAAUAUUGAUCUGCUUCUCUCUUAUAAAAAACACUAAAGCUGUAUUUAAUACAAAUUCUCCUGAUGGUGCUAUAGGUUCAAUAAAUGGAAUUCGUGUAUUAUCUAUCAUGUGGGUGAUUCUUGGUCAUAUAUUGGUAUUUGACAACAACACGUUUGAUUAACUCCUUCAUAUGCAUAUAUGAUUUUCUUCUUUGCAUAUAUAUUUCCUGUUUUAUCAAGUGGUCCAUUUUGGUAUACAAUGGAAUCACAGACAGCUCAAAUUAAGUCAUGUGUAUCUUAUUGGUGGACUAACCUGCUUUAUAUUAAUAAUUUUUAUCCCGAUCAAACUAAAAUGUGUGCUGGACAUAGUUGGUAUUUGGCAAAUGAUAUGCAGUUUUAUGUAUUAAGUCCGAUAAUUCUUUGGCUUAUGUACAGAUGCAAGCUCGUUGGAACAUUUAUUGUUAAUAUUUCAUUAAUAAUUGUAUGCUUUAUUAUAAAUGGAAUUUUGAUGAAAAAGUUUGAUGCUUCUCCUCUAGUAUUACAAGGAGUAAAUGACUUUGGAAAUAUAAAGGUGUUGAAUUAUAUGCAGUAUAUUUAUAUGAAGCCUUAUACACGUUAUUCUCCAUAUUUGGUGGGGCUGAUUCUUGGUUAUUUAUUGAUUAAUAAACAUACAUUAUCUGGAAAAUAUAAAUAUUUUAUCAACAUUUUGGGUUGGUUUUGUGCCAUUGUGACUGGUAUGGCUGUUAUAUAUGGGCCUUUUACUGUUACUGACCAUAAAUGGAGUCCUGCUGAAGUGUAUACCUAUGGCAUUGCAUUCAGAUUUGUUUGGGCUUUAGCAGUUUCAUGGGUUAUUUUUGCUUGUCAUACAGGAUAUGGAGGUUUAGUAAAUGAUAUAAUGAGUUGGCGUGCAUUUAUUCCACUUGGACGAUUAUCUUAUGGUGCCUAUCUUUUUCAUCCAAUGGUGAUGAAUUUAUACUUUGCUUCAUUACAAGUUGCAUUUGAUAUGACAGUUCUCAAUUAUGCAUAUACAUUUGUGGCGAUAUCUGUAUUUUCGUUUGUCUGUGGUUACAUCUUGUUAGUUUGCAUCGAGAUUCCUGUUUAUAAUCUUGAGAUGCUUUUUUUCUAAAGUU